UGCGAAUCGAGCGUGCGUGUGAAUUUUAUGAAGCCGCUGCAGUUUGUAAACAUUCCCUUUUUAGCCUAAUUUAACGGGAUGUGUACUAUUUGGAAUAUGUGUUUUAUAGGGAAUGCUUCUUAUUAUUUGCAAUGAGCUUUAUGUUUUAACAGGCGACAAUGGAAUAGAUUUUAAUAAGGAGUUUUAUCUUUGACUUCAACUGUGCGUGUUUUACUAACAAGUUCAUACAACAUGAAUAAAAGUGCCGGAAUUUAAUAUGAUAAUGGACUGUGGGAAUAUCAUGGACUUGUUUAAUAUAGGACGACCAGUCAGAGUCUGUGCCCCAAUGGUUCGCUACUCAAAGUUGCCUUUCAGAUGUUUGGUGAGGAAAUAUGACUGUGAUAUGUGCUUCACUCCCAUGAUCAUUGCUGCUGACUUCAUGCGCUCUACAAAAGCCAGAGACAGUGAAUUCACCACCAAUAAAUCUGAUCGACCCUUGAUUGUUCAGUUUGCUGCCAAGGAUGCACAGACACUGGCAGAUGCAGCGUGCGUUGUCUCCCCUUUUUCAGAUGGGGUGGAUCUGAACUGUGGCUGUCCACAAAGGUGGGCAAUGUCUGAAGGCUACGGGGCGUGUCUGAUCAACAAACCUGAGCUCGUGAGAGACAUGGUGAGACACGUUCGAAACCAAAUAGACAAUCCCAACUAUGCAGUGUCCAUUAAAAUUAGAAUUCAUAAAGAUUUGAGGAAGACAGUGGACCUCUGUCAGAAGGUGGAGGCAGCAGGGGUUUCCUGGAUUACAGUCCACGGUCGUACAGCUGAAGAGAGGCACCAGCCGGUUCACUACGACGCCAUUAAGACGGUCAAGGACAGCCUCUCCAUCCCAGUCAUCGCCAAUGGUGACAUCAAGAGCAUGCAGAAUGUGGAAACCACCUGUGACCAUACGGGGGUGGAUGGCGUGAUGGUCGCUCGUGGACUGCUGGCCAAUCCUGGCAUGUUUGCAGGGUACGAGGAGACCCCGCUGCAGUGUGUGUGGGACUGGGUGAACAUCGCUUUAGAACACGGGACCCCCUUCACCUGUUUUCACCAUCACUUAAUUUACAUGCUAGAACGCAUCAUGUCUCAGCCCGAGCGGAGGGUGUUCAAUAACUUAUCCAGCACUGCUGCAGUCAUUGACUACCUUCAGAGUACUUAUGGCUCCUCGUAGUAUUUUUAAUGAAUGUAUUAUUUUUUUAAAGCUGUAAUAAAAUCAUAAAUGAGGACCAUCUUUA
Molecule: messenger RNA, 1247 nt
Organism: Myxocyprinus asiaticus (Chinese sucker)
Lineage: Eukaryota; Metazoa; Chordata; Actinopteri; Cypriniformes; Catostomidae
Gene: dus4l
Product: dihydrouridine synthase 4-like (S. cerevisiae)
Exons: 6
Coding region: 257-1183 (308 amino acids)
Biological process (GO): tRNA processing
Molecular function (GO): flavin adenine dinucleotide binding; tRNA dihydrouridine synthase activity
Source: RefSeq, a predicted model, not a curated record